Bufo bufo (common toad) is the source of this 3718-nucleotide messenger RNA. RefSeq names its product POF1B actin binding protein (gene POF1B). The transcript is spliced from 20 exons. Gene Ontology annotation, molecular function: actin filament binding. The record is from RefSeq and is a predicted model, not a curated record. The coding region runs from base 179 to 1900 and encodes 573 amino acids. Gene Ontology annotation, cellular component: actin filament; bicellular tight junction; adherens junction. NCBI's taxonomy places the organism in Eukaryota, Metazoa, Chordata, Amphibia, Anura, Bufonidae. Gene Ontology annotation, biological process: actin filament organization; epithelial cell morphogenesis; bicellular tight junction assembly.
GGCCCCCGCCCCCUGGGUGACGGGGCCCGCAGCCUAUAGGAGCGCAGCGUGGGUGUGAGAGCCGCGGCCCCGACCGUAGGCGGAGAACCGGGGAGCUCAGUCUGAACAGCGGCGACAGGAGGAGGGAGACGUCUGCAGGUAUCGGCGCCGUCUGUGUGACUUCGGACCCUCCCCGGAGAUGUCCACCUCCAGCUACUGGGUGUCGGAGAAUGGCAGCUCCUCGGACAAGGACAGCGUCUUCUAUGAGCGCGUGAGAAACUACAGUCCCAUCACCAAGACCGUCCAAGUGCUGGACAACCCCAUGUCCCCGGGCCCCGCAGGGCAGUCAGUGUUUUGGGCCCCUGAGCAGCAGGUUCAUCAUGUUCAGCAGAGGCAGGAGGUGCAGUCCCCCGGCCCCUACUCACAUGAAACCAUCAGAAGAUACGUAGUGCAGAGCCCGGAGCAGGUGCAGGAGAUACAGGCCCCGUACACGCAGGGAACAAUACGGCGUUACAUCGUGCAGAACCCUGAAAUGGAAAUGCAGUCGUAUCCUCAGGAGACUGUGCGCCGAUACAUAGUGCAGAAUCAGGAGCAGGAAAUGCAGUCGUAUCCUCAGGAGACUGUGCGCCGAUACAUAGUGCAGAAUCCGGAGCAGAGUUAUAUGAAAGGGGUGAAUUACUUGCCGUCCAAUAACGUCAUCUAUGAGAAGACCAUCCGCAGAGUAGAGGUGGGGAAUCCUGAGGAUUGUCAGACCCAGAUAAGAGGGACGAGCGUCUCUUCAGUUACCGACCAAGUGAUUGAACAGAGCAACCAGAGGAAGGUCUCCGUCCAGUCCUCCGAGGACCUGAUAUCUGAGAAGAACUAUCAGCAGAAGGUGACGGUGCAGAACAUCGAACAGCAGCGCAGCAGCGUCAGUUCCGGCCCGGAGCAGCUGGACGCCCGUUAUUUUGGUGAACUGUUGGCAGAGCUCAGCAGGAAGAACAAUGAUCUGUACGGCUGUUUGUUGCAGCACGUGGAGAAGAUUGGCGCCAGGAAGCCGUCGGACUCUGAAUAUCAGUCGGAGGAUAUUGAAUCGCUGAUCCCUAGAGGAGUCUCUGAACUCACCAAGCAGCAGAUCCGCUACCUUCUCCAGAUGCGGCAGACUUCAGAUAAGUCGAUGAGGCUGGUGCUAUCUACCUUCUCCAGCCUGCGGGAAGAUCUGGGGCAUUUACAGAGUGAUAUGAAUAAAUUAGAACUAGAUAAGAAAAGCCUGGAGAAGGACUUGACCUUCAAGGACGAGCAGAUCAAGGAGUACGAGACCAUUUUAGCUUCUCUACGGGAAAAGAAUCGCCAGCAGCAGCAAGAACUAAAACAAGGUCAGAUAAAGUUGCACAACUUGGAGGAAGUCAUCCUGUCCUUGCGCGGUGCGGAGAGUGACAAGGAUUAUCGCUUAAAGGAGCUGGAAUACGCCAAGAACGCGUUGCAGCAGGAGAACAGGAACCUCCGUGUACAGGUCACUGAAACGGUCUCCAGCCCCCUGCUCCAGACCAAGACGGAUGAGAUCACCAGACACUACAAGGAGAUGAUUGACAGCCUCCGAGAUGAGAAGGACAAGGAGAUCCGCACUUUACGGUCCCAGGUCUCCAAGUUCCAGCACGAUGUGAUGACUCGGGAAGGAAGCAGCAGCGAUUUACAGAUCCGGCUGCAGGAGCUGACGUCCUUCCUGGAGGAGAGAGACUCCCUCAUUAGGAGGCAGCAAGAGGAGCUUUUUAGAUUGCGCCAACAGAGGGACUCCAGCAGCGUCACCCAGGAGGUCAUCACAAGAAAGUACAGCAAUAAUUACCCCAUCCUCCGGCUGCUCACUGACUAUAAGGACAAGAGUCCAACAACGGGAACACAGACCAUCGUCAUAGAGCGGCGACAAACGUCCAAACACGACUGAAGACGCAGCUGCUGACGGGUCUCAUCUGGGGGUGACGUCCUAUCAGCCUCAGGCCUCGCACACACGCAGACGACGGAAGGUUCCCUGUCUGAAUCAGAUUUGGAGUUUGGGGUCUUUCUAUAAAAAAAAUAAUAAUAAUAGCUUAAAUGAGGCGUAAUAUAUGGCAGCCCCGUCCACUUUGACAUUCAAAAAACCUUUUCUGGCGCGUUUCAUUUCUUUUGAUGAAACUUUGAACGUUUUAAUAUAUGUAUAUUUGGUGCAAAUCAAAACACCAUUAUUUUUGGCGCACUUUACAACAGGAUUAGUAAUGAUCCCCCAUUGUGUACGCUGCUGUAUUACAUAUCAGAAUAGAUAUAGAUUAGUGGGGUUAAUCCCGAAUUUCACCCCCACAGAGAUACCUGUGGAGGUCCAGGCAGGCGAGUUGUACGUUGCUGUGUGCAGGGCCCCCACUGCCUGUACCCGGCGGUCACUGCGAUACGUCUUUCUCCAUUCGCUGUUACUUUGUAACGGAAAUAACUUGUUUCCUAAUGCAGCCCCUCACAGGGGCGAGGACCCUGCACGCAGCAUCCCGUAUCUUGGCUUCCUGGAUUUCAUACGGUAUGAUGGUGGGGGCGUCUGUGUGUGCGAGGCAUGACGCCGGACUGGAACUCAUCCGACCCAUGGAUGUCUCUGUAACGCUACUUACCCCCGGAGCCUGUGCGGAGAUCCCACCAGAGGCGGCAGACGCUCCAUGUCUUAUAUGGUGGGGGGUGGACUUAUUACUGUGGUUUACAUGAAAUGCUAAUAUCUGUAGGGGUUGUUCAUGGAAUUGAUUUGCUGGGUUAUUUUAUAGGGGAAAAAACAUUCAGGAAUAAAAAUGCUAUUUUUUUAAAGGGUUAAAACUGAAGGCCAUAAAUUGUCCGUGUGUACUGAAAAACCCCCCGAAUGUCCUCCAGGUUAAAUGUACAUAGGCUUUGGGCUGGUUCUGCAGAUAUUCAGCUUCCUGACCAUCCUGCUGGAGAAUAGUGGAGCUCAGAUGAAAUGUGGCUGCAGCUUGUGCUGUGACUAGAAUUUGACGGAACGUCCAUGCCUGUCCUUGGUUUUGCGGCACCUGUGUAAUGUUCACUGGAAGAAAUCCAGGUCCCAAGAGAAAGUUAAGAACCAAAGUUUUUUUUUUGUUUUUUUCCUAAAAGUUAUUCAAGGAACUCAACCAAGACCUGCUUCUUAUAAAACACCUCUUGCUAUACUCCAUUCACAACCAGAGCUGCAUCCACAAUUCUACAAUGGGGCAUGUGUGAAGUUGCAAUAUGUUAAAAGGACUCGGCCCAAAAUAACUUCAUUUGUACAGCGCCAUGAAAUAAAUAACUUAAAGGGGUAGGCCACCUUUUUGGAACCUGCCUCAUGGCCAGACCUGCAAAAGGGAGGCAUACUUACCUGCUCCCUGUUGUCAACAUCCACUUUGACGCUGCUGCAGCCAAUCACUGGUCACAGCGGUCAGCAGCAGCGUCAAAGCAGAUGUGGGUAUUGGGUGACCAGAGCGAGGAGCAGGUAGGUGCGCUUCCCUAUUGCAGGUCUGACCCCUUUAAUAGAUUUCAUUACAAAUCAUUUCUUUGUGUUCUAUGUAGAUUUAACCUGUGAAAUGCAUUUAUAGGUCUGAAUGUUACAGAACUCUCUAUACUUUCUAUGUGGGGAGAACCCGGGCCCGGCUCCUGUCUGGUACCGUUGCUUUGCUCGCUGGUAGUCGUGUAUAUUUUGCAUUAACCGCUGCAUUUUGUAGGCCAAUGCUGAUUAUUAAAAACCGCUGUGGAAUUUAUUCUAAAAUUAAAAAACAAAACAUGA